AUGGAUGACGAUACUGCACCGCUGAUUCCUCCAGAAUCUAGAGAUGAAGAAAGCCUAGAAGCUGAAUAUCAUCGCUACAAUCUAUCUCUUCCGAAACUACCGAUAUUGACUUCACUAUGGCUGGGAAGCUUUAUUGGUUCCCUUGAUGGUACUAUUGUUGCCAAUAUUAUGAACAGAGUAGCUGAAGAAUUUGAAGAAUCAGACAAAAAACAAUGGAUUGCCACGAGUUUCCUUUUAACGAAUACCGCUUUCCAGCCACUUUAUGGUAAACUAUCAGAUAUUACAGGCAGAAGAUUUGCCCUUUUAACAGCCCAUUUCUUCUUUGGAUUAGGUUGUCUGCUGACAUGUUUUGCACAAAGUGUGGAACAAUUUGCAUUGGCAAGAGCUAUUUGUGGUAUUGGAGGUGGCGGUAUCAAUGCCUGUAGCAGUAUCGCUGUAAGUGACAUAUGUACUGCCAAGGAACGCGGAUCUUAUCAAGGUUAUGCUAAUAUUGUCUUUGGCACAGGACAGAUGUUAGGUGGACCCAUCGGUGGACUUUUGAUAGACACGAUUGGUUGGAGAGCUAUCUUUGCAGUACAAGUACCUAUUAUAAUGUUUUGCUCAUUUUUGACAUACAAGAAUAUUACUAUUAAGCUGAGCCAUAUACCUCCAGUAUCUGAGAGGUUUACUUGGAUGAAUCUGUCACGGAUCGACAUCAUGGGCUCUUCUUCGUUGGUAGUGGUUAUAUGUGGUAUUCUAUUCAUUUGCUCUACUAAUUGGAACAAGGUCAUACUUUCCACCUUUACCAUUGUUGGGUUUUUAUUCUUCAUCGUAACAGAAACAUAUUUUGCCAAAGAAUGUAUUUUACCGCUCAAACUAUUGAAGGGAGCUUCCGGACUCUGUUCAUUGGUCACUGUUCUCUCAUCAUUUAUAACUUUUGGUGAAAUAUUCAGGGCUCCUAUUUACUACCAGGUCGUUCAGGAUAUGAGCGUUACCAAGACUGGUCUCUUUGUCCUCUUCCCGGCUGUUUCGGUGGCCGUUGGAUCCGUUGUUACAGGCACUGCUUUGAGACAUACUAAGCUAGAUUUGGGACACUACUGCUAUUUGAUUAUACUCAGAAGUAUUUUCACUCAACUAAUAGGGCUGCUUCUCGCUUAUGUAGUCAUCAAUGGUACGGAACCUACAAUUGGCGCAAGUUCUAGCACUUUUGCUGUCCACUGGUUCCAAUUCAGUAGUGACUCAAUCUGGUGGAAAAUCUUACUGGUAUCUGCAGGCUGUAUGGUCAGUUAUGGAUAUUCAGGACUCUUAGUUGCCACACUUGUGAGUAUUGUGUGUUCUGUUGAAAAAUCUGAACAAGCUACCCUGACGGGAAUUUUCUACCUCUGGAGAUCAAUUGGUAGCGUUCUAGGCACUUCGUUGACGUUAGUGAUCUAUGAAAACAGUCUAACCAAAUCAUUAUGGGGAGCCAUGUUCGGUUCGAGAAAUGAUGAUUCAUAUCACUACACAAAGAAGGAAUAUUAUAAUCUGAUUGGCGAUUCAAGUUAUUUGAGAUCACACUUCCCUGUUCAAUCCAUUGAAUAUUUGCUCAAAGCGUACAGGGGUUCGUUUCUCAUCUCAUAUCUACCCAGUAUCGGACUAGCCAUCCUCGGUAUUGUUACUUCGUGGGUGCUCAUUACAGUGAAUAGGUUUUCACGACAGAAGACAUUCUAG
Molecule: messenger RNA, 1689 nt
Organism: Zygosaccharomyces rouxii
Lineage: Eukaryota; Fungi; Ascomycota; Saccharomycetes; Saccharomycetales; Saccharomycetaceae
Gene: VBA1
Product: Vba1p
Exons: 1
Coding region: 1-1689 (562 amino acids)
Biological process (GO): transmembrane transport; basic amino acid transport
Cellular component (GO): fungal-type vacuole membrane
Molecular function (GO): basic amino acid transmembrane transporter activity
Source: RefSeq, a predicted model, not a curated record